AUGGAGACCGAGGACCAAUCAGAGCUCUGCUUUCCACAGCUGGCCAACAUCUCCUGCGGGAAGCCUUCGUCUGGUUGGUCUGAAGGUGUUUUUGUGACCGUUCUGCUGUACUUCAGCUGCGUUCUCACUGUGCUGCUUAACCUGCUUGUCAUCACCUCAAUCUCCCACUUCAGGCGGCUCCACACUCCCACCAACUUCCUUCUCCUCUCCCUCGCCGUUUCCGAUUUACUGGUGGGCCUCCUGGUGUGGCCCGGUGAGAUUUACCUGAGAAAAUCCUGCUGGACUCACGGUGAUAUUCCGUGUUCUGUGUAUAAUUUCGUCUCCUUCACGGUGACGUCCACCUCGGUGGGAAACAUGGUGCUGAUAUCAGCUGACCGCUACGUGGCGAUUUGCGAUCCUCUGCAUUAUAACGUCAGAGUCACCGUGAGAAGAAUUCAACUUUGUGUUUGUCUCUGCUGGUUCUCGUCUCUUCUCUUGAGUAGCAUCUUGAUUAAGGAUGAUCUGGUGCAUCCCGGGAUGUAUACCUCAUGCUACGGGGAGUGUGUUAUUCACAUUGACUACACCGCAGCGGUUUUUGACCUGAUUCUGACUUUCAUCCUUCCUCUCAGCAUCAUCAUCACUCUGUACAUGAAGGUGUUUGUGGUUGCUGUCUCUCAGGCGAGAGCCAUGCGCUCUCGUGUUACAUGUGGCAAACGCCGACCGUCCUUCCCCAUGAGAGCAAAGAAAUGCGAGUUGAAAUCAGCCAGGACUCUUGGUGUCGUGGUCCUGGUUUUCCUGGUGUGCUUCUGUCCGUACUACUGCGUCACGCUAGCCGGUGACAGCUUGCCGAGUGCCUCGCACGUGCUCAAUCUGUACUACAUGAACUCCUGUUUGAAUCCCUUGAUAUAUGUGUGGUUGUACCCGUGGUUUAGAAGAGCUGUUAAACGCAUUGUCACUCUGCACAUACUGCAGCCUGCUUCCUGGGGGGACGACACACCGUAG
Molecule: messenger RNA, 981 nt
Organism: Phycodurus eques (leafy seadragon)
Lineage: Eukaryota; Metazoa; Chordata; Actinopteri; Syngnathiformes; Syngnathidae
Product: trace amine-associated receptor 7e-like
Exons: 2
Coding region: 1-981 (326 amino acids)
Biological process (GO): G protein-coupled receptor signaling pathway
Cellular component (GO): membrane
Molecular function (GO): trace-amine receptor activity
Source: RefSeq, a predicted model, not a curated record